UUUCGGUUCGCAAUGAGAUUCAACUUUCGUUUUCUCUUGACAGUGGAAGGGUUGAGCAGGCGUUUUCAAAUAGUUAAGCGAGUCCAACUAGUUCUUUUUCCUUGAUGUGCGUUAGAAAGUUGCUGAGGACUUUGUUUUUUGGUCUGUUGAGGUGUUUUCGUAGUUUGCGUCGGCGUCUUCUUAGUAAACUGCGUUUGAAAAACACUCGUCAGAUUAACAUGUCAGACAACGAGUGCGACUAUGACUCCACAUGGGAGGAUGAACACGAAAAUAAAACACCAAAGAAGAAGAAGUUUUUCAAAAUGAGUCAAAGGAACACAUAUGCUGCAAGGGACAUGCAAAACUUUCGACAUAGUUGCCGGGGCUUGGAUGAUGAUGAUGAUGAUGAUGAUGAUGAUGGUAAUAAUGAUGAUGGUGAAGGCCACUUCUAUAACCUAGAAUUCUACCGUGGUCAGAUCAAUUCUUCACCUGACAAUGUUUACAUUGAUGACUUUCACAAGGAGUGGUUGCAUGAUUAUACGAAGCUGGAAGAUGUUCACUCCUACAUUCAGUGGUUGUUUCCAAUACAAGAACCAGGGGUGAAUUGGAGAGCACAUGUGCUCAAAAAAAAGGAAAUAAAGCUUUUCCGUAAUGAUGAAAAAGUAAAGAAGAAACUGGUGAAAUCAUAUAAGCUCAUGUUGGAUUUCUAUGGUAUACAUUUGGUCGAUCAAUCAACAGGAGAGGUGGCUCGUGCUUCUAACUGGGAGCAGCGCUUUCGGCACCUGAACAGACACACACAUAACAACCUGCGCAUCACACGCAUCCUGAAGUGUUUGGGGACUCUAGGAUUGGAGCACUACCAGGCCCCACUGGUCAGGUUCUUCCUCCAUGAAACUCUUGAAAACGGGAAUCUUCCAAAUGUGAAGCACAGUGUACUGGAUUACUUUAUGUUUGCUGUUUUGGACAAGUUAGAAAGGCGAGAGCUGGUCAAAUACGCCUUUAAGCAUUUCAAGCCUCAAAAACACUUUGUUUGGGGACCCAAGAAGAUUCUGUCAGCUCAAGUGGUGCACUACAAAAAGGAAAAAGUUGACCAGCCUACAGAGAGUAAACAGAGUAGAACUCCAGAAGAUCAGCAGAAAAGGGUGAAUUCCACUGAGAGCACACAUGAAAUGAACAAAAUAGAUGCCAGUCAUCCUCCUGACGGGAUGCAAAGUAAAAAAGAUCUCCAAAAUAAAGAUGAGGCAGUUAUUCCAAACAAAUUGACAGAAAUAAAUGCUGUUGGUUGUUCUCACCAAGCUGAAGAGGGGUCUCCCUGUCAGGUGUCUGAUACAGAAAAGAAGAAUGAAACUGAAGAUAAAGAUAAGCAGAAAAUUGUGAAUCUCAAUGAGAACAAAAAUGAAAUGAAAAAAACAGAUGCCAAUUAUAAUCAUGAAGAGAUGAAAAGUGAAGAAGAUGACCAAAAUAUGUGUGAGACAGUUACUUCAAACAGCUUGAUUGUAACAAAGAGUGAUCAGGGGGCAAAUGAAUGCAGUGAAUGCAGGCCAGAAAAUGAGAGUGUAGAAAAGAUAAAUCCGGAGAUGAGUGUUGGUGUUGGUGUUGGUAAUGGUCACGAAAACAUAGCACCAACAAACAAUUCUCAUGGCUAUGAUGCCAUUAGUGAUACUCACCAAGCUGAAGAGGGGUCUCCCUGUCAGGGGUCUGACGCAGAAACAAAGAAUGAAACUGAAGAUAAAGAUAAGCAGGAAACUGUAAAUCUCAAUGAGAACAAAAAUGAAACGAAAAAAAUAGAUGCCAAUUAUAAUCCUGAAGAGAUGAAAAGUGAAGAAGAUGACCAAAAUAUGCGUGAGACAGUUACUUCGAACAACUUGACAGAAACAAAGAGUGAUCAGGGGGCAAAUGAGAGCAGUCAAUGCAGGCCAGAAAAUGAGAGUGUAGAAAAGAUAAAUCCAGAGAUGAGUGUUGGUGUUGGUGAUGGUGAUGGUAAUGAAAACAUAGCACCAGCAAACAAUUCUCAUGGCUAUGAUUCCAUUUGUGGUGCUCACCAAGCUGAAGAGGGGUCUCCCUGUCAGGUGUCUGAUACAGAAAUGAAGAAUGAAACUGAAGAUAAAGAUAAGCAGGAAAUGGUAAAUCUCAAUGAGAACAAAAAUAAAAUGAAAAAAAUAGAUGCCAAUUAUAAUCCUGAAGAGAUGGAAGGUGAAGAAAAUGACCAAAAUAUGUGUGAGACAGUUACUUCGAACAACUUGACAGAAACAAAGAGUGAUCAGGGGGCAAAUGAGAGCAGUCAAUGCAGGCCAGAAAAUGAGAGUGUAGAAAAGAUAAAUCCAGAGAUGAGUGUUGGUGUUGGUAAUGGUGAUGGUAAUGAAAACAUAGCACCAGCAAACAAUUCUCAUGGCUAUGAUUCCAUUUGUGGUUCUCACCAAGCUAAAGAGGGGCCUCCCUGUCAGGGGUCUGACGAGGAAACUAUGGAUGUAACUGAAGAUGGACAGUCAGAAGAAUCAAUGAUUUAUUAGAAAAA
Messenger RNA from Labeo rohita (rohu), 2494 nucleotides. Its product is annotated as opioid growth factor receptor-like. The transcript has 8 exons. NCBI's taxonomy places the organism in Eukaryota, Metazoa, Chordata, Actinopteri, Cypriniformes, Cyprinidae. The coding region runs from base 105 to 2489 and encodes 794 amino acids. The record is from RefSeq and is a predicted model, not a curated record. Gene Ontology annotation, molecular function: opioid growth factor receptor activity. Gene Ontology annotation, cellular component: membrane.